AUGCCAACGUUGGUUGUGAGGGCGUUUAUUAUCCUCUAUGCACUAGCCUCUGUGAAGAUAAAGAACCACUGGUAUCUCGGCGAAGCACGUAGGUCUUCAUCAGCCCAUUCCAGUCCCACACCUAACUCGGGCGCGACAGUGCCAGCUCUGCUAAUAGGAAUUGUUCUCGGGCCAUACGCUGCUCGUUUCUUGGACGCAUCAGAAUGGGGUUCUGCAGUAUGGGGUCAGCAAGACGCAAUUACCUUGGGUCUCUGCCGCGUAGUGAUCGGUGUUCAGUUGGUGAUUGUGGGAUUCCAGCUCCCAGCCAAGUACCAGAUCCACAGGUGGAAGGAGAUGCUGAUCUGCCUUAUGCCGAAUAUGGCCUUGAUGUGGCUCUGCACGUCGGCGUGUAUUCUGCUGGCGAUUCCACGCUUGAAUCUUUCUCCGGCUGACGUACAGGGCCAGCUAAGCGCCCUGGUCCUAGGGUCGUGCGUCACAUCCACCGAUCCCAUCCUCUCGCAGGCCAUCGCAAAAGGUCCGUUUGCAGAUCGCUACGUCGCCCGUGAUCUGCGUGAAAUCAUAUCCUCGGAAGCUGGCGCAAAUGAUGGGUUUGGCUUUCCGUUUUUGAUGCUCGCAACUUAUUUACUGCGGUAUACGCAGGGGGAUCCUGCCCAUAAUCCCGAUCAGGACGAGAUUGAGCACCGUUCUAUCUCUCUGUAUACCCGGGCGGGCCAGGUAGGUCACCAGGAUGGAGGGCUGACCAAGGCGAUGGAAAUGUGGGUGGUGGAGACGUGGUGCUACUAUGUGGUUAUGGGCGCGGUGUAUGGUGCUGUUGUUGGCUAUGCCGGUAUGCAUGCAUUGAGGUUUGCGUUAAGGAGAAAAUGGGUAGAUGGGGAGAGUUACCUGUUAUUCCCCGCCGCAUUAGGUUUGUUUACCAUCGGAACCUGCGGCGUAAUCGGAACAAACGACCUCCUGGCAUGCUUCUCAGCUGGCACAGCACUGAACUGGGACGGAGCCUAUCUGUCCGAAACGGAAGCGCGCCACGACGAAGUCAAUCCCAGCAUCGACGUGCUCCUCAAUUUCGCUGGGUUUAUGUACAUUGGUGCCGUCAUCCCAUGGGCGGACUUCCACCAGCCAGAGACAACGGGAAUUACGUAUCCGCGGCUCAUUCUGCUGGGUUUCAUGGUUCUUUUGUUUCGGCGCAUACCCAGCUUGCUUGUCCUGUGGAAGUUGAUGCCCAAGGUCUGUACGAGCUGGAAGGAGGCGCUGUUUAUGGGGUAUUUCGGGCCGAUUGGAAUUGGCGGCAUCUUCUACGCUGAGCACGCGAGCCACUUAUUUCCCGAGGAUGGAGAGGGCAGCGCAGUAGAAACGACUCUCAUUCGCGCUCUGAAACCAAUAAUCCAUGGUCUUUCCAUCCCAGUUCUCAGCAUCGCGUACAAAAUCCUGAAUGUUCCGCACCAAAUCGACCCACUAGGCCCAGCCGAAGUGCGCCCGCUCAGCCGCAAUGCACACCUCCCUCCAAACAGCACGGUAAAUACCAAGCAGCAUUCAAUACUCAUGUACAACCGGUUCUCGAGGAGCAAAUUCCCUGGUGCCGGGGUUGGGAUGGGGUGGGGGCUGCCGCAUUUUCAGAGCGUAGAGGAGAGGGAUCGCGAGGAGUCCAAGAAGAGGGGGCUGUGGGGGGAUAGCUUUUAUCUCACUACGGGAUCUGAAGAUAGUGAAGGUUCAGGGCAUGGCCCAGUUGGCGAGAAGGGUUGGGGGCUCGGUGGGGGCGCGAUUGGGGGAAAGAGGUUUGAGAUUAGGCCUGCGCAUGUUGUUCCGAGCGUUGCCUAUAGAGGAAUCGCCUUUAAGCAGUUCUUCGAGUUGAAUGUGACAAGCGGCAAAUCCAUGGCCAAAAAUAUGUUUACUGUAUUUCAAAGCCGUAAAAGCAUGUACGAAAACCCCGGGACUAAAGUCAAAGAGCACGAUCUCCAGCAAGGCCCCGGUAAUACUCCUCCAGCUCGUCACCUCCAUCUUGCCACCAACGCGAAUGCAACCGCUGGAGAGUCUCAGCUCAUUCACUCUUACGCAUCGCGAGCUCCUCCGACUGCAACUGACCAGGCGACCCAUGCAGCAUAA
This is a messenger RNA of Aspergillus nidulans FGSC A4, 2097 nucleotides long. RefSeq lists its product as uncharacterized. Gene Ontology annotation, cellular component: membrane; plasma membrane. The transcript is spliced from 11 exons. Bases 1 to 2097 code for a protein of 698 amino acids. Gene Ontology annotation, molecular function: antiporter activity; sodium:proton antiporter activity. Gene Ontology annotation, biological process: proton export across plasma membrane; monoatomic cation transport; sodium ion export across plasma membrane. The record is from RefSeq and is a predicted model, not a curated record. Lineage: Eukaryota; Fungi; Ascomycota; Eurotiomycetes; Eurotiales; Aspergillaceae.